Messenger RNA from Seminavis robusta, 1137 nucleotides. NCBI's taxonomy places the organism in Eukaryota, Bacillariophyta, Bacillariophyceae, Naviculales, Naviculaceae. The record is from the annotation of a GenBank genome assembly.
AUGGCUGCCAGCACAGCUAUUUUGCCCCCACAUCCCUUAGAGUCCUUUGCCCAUACCAGACCUCUGGAUUUGCCUCCAACAGCACUGCCUGCUGAUCCCGAAGCUUCCUCUAGCCCCCUUGCUGCUCCACAGCACCGUCCCCUGGACACUGCACCCCCGGUGCUCCGGCCGUACCAAGCUCCGGUACGCCACACUGACGUUUAUGUUGACAAUUUCCUGCUGGCCGUCCAAGGUUGUCCCCAAGCCCGUUUGCGUCUCCUCCGACGCUUGUUGCAUACAAUCGAUGCCGUGUUUCGGCCCUUGGAUGCCCAAGACCCCUCCUUGCGGAAACGUGAGAAGUUCCCGCAGGGUGAUGCCUAUUUUUGCACGCGAAAGAUCCUGCUAGGCUGGCUCCUGGAUACUCUCCGCCAAACUUUGGAGCUCCCACCUCAUCGAAUUCAGUGGUUGCAAGAGCCCUUUGAUCUUCUCCGUUACAAGUCUCGGGUUACCCUCUCCACGUGGCACAAGGUUCUUGGGGAACUGCGCAGCAUGUCUCUGGGCAUUCCUGGUUCCCGCGGACUGUUCUCUCUCCUCCAGGAGAGCUUUCGGCACACGGACCAGUACCGGAUCCGCAUGCGGGACAUGCUUGACGAUUUCGAGCACCUGGCCAGAACCCUUUUGUCCCGACCCACUGAACUCACUGAGCUGGUUCCGGAUCACCCUGUUGCAGUCGGCCCUCAUGAUGCUUCCGGAGUCGGCAUGGGUGGGGUUUGGCUCCCAGCCACCACCCACAGUCAACUCUCUCCCAUCCUGUGGCGGGCCCGCUUCGACGACACAAUUCAGCAGAGUGUGGUUUCCUUCGACAAUCCCACAGGGACCAUCACCAACUCUGAUCUGGAACUGACUGGACUGUUGGCUCACCAGGAUGUGCUAGCCCAAGAGUUCUGCCUUCGCGGUCGGACCAUUGUGCCCUUGGGGGAUAAUACACCUGCAGUGGCCUGGCACCAACGUGGCUCUGCCACAACCACUGGCCCUGCUGCCUACCUUCUCCGACUCAACAGCAUUCACCAACGCCACUACCGCUAUUUGUCGAAGGCAGACUAUAUUCCAGGCCCAGCCAACCAGAUGGCGGAUGAUUGUUCUCGUUUGUGGCAUUAG